AUAUUUCGAACUGCAUGUUUGGGCGGGAAAACAAAAGAGACGCCAUUUUUGUUGGAUAGACGCACAGACGGUAUCAACUACGAUAAUAUUAUGUGGGAUAAUACUCUAUGUUCCUGUGACCAUCCUCCUGAUCCUUAUGUCUGAGUGACGUAUUCCAAAUUUGUUUGUAUUAUGCUGUUAUAAAUUAUUGAUGUUAAUUUGAAGUUGAACCUGAGACAACAAGAUGUUUUAUGCACACUUUGUGUUGAGUAAAAAAGGGCCAUUGGCCCGUAUAUGGCUGGCAGCCCAUUGGGACAAAAAACUGACAAAAGCUCAUGUGUUUGAGACUAAUAUUGAUAGUAGUGUCGAAGCCAUCAUGCAGCCAAAGGUGAAGCUAGCAUUGAGGACAUCUGGACAUUUAUUGCUUGGUGUUGUGAGAAUUUAUUCACGGAAAGCAAAAUAUUUGUUAGCGGACUGUAAUGAAGCAUUUGUUAAAAUCAAAAUGGCAUUUCGCCCAGGAGUUGUGGACCUUCCAGAGGAAAAUAGAGAGGCAGCAAUAACAGCCAUCACCCUCCAAGAAAAUUUCCAUGAUUUUGACACAACACUUGCAGAUUUGAAUGAUUUAGAUGUACAAGCCCAAUUCUCUGUAAACCAAAGUCGUCCAGAGGAGAUCACCAUGAGAGAGGAUCUUGCCAGCAUUGCCUUUGUGGGAGAUGAUGGUUUUGGUGUUAUGGAAGGUUUUGGUGGGGAAAUGGAUGAGGAUGAGAUAUGUUUGAUAUUAUUUGGAAGCCAAGGCUGUGUUAACUGUGACCUUACAUGGGAUGAAUUAUUCAACAUAGAUUUUUUCUUAACAAAAGUGCCAAAAGAAACCCAUAAACAGCCUUCUAAAUGUGUUUCAACAACAACUCAUUCCACAACAUUUAACCAAGAUUCUACUUGUAUCUGUGAUACCUCUAUUAAAAAUAAGUGCUCUUGCUCUUGGGAUUACAUCAAGAAAAAACAUGUGGAAAGUACUACCUCCUUAGUUCCUAAACCCAGAAUAGUGAAACUGGAUUCUGGUAUUGGUAUGGAUAGCGAUCCAGGCCACAGUGAUUUCUCCGAUGGUGAAUCGGAUUAUUACGUCGACUGUGCCUGCGAAAGUGAUUCCAAUGUGGAAAAUACGCCAGACGUGUCUUCACAGUCUCCACACAAAUGUCUCAGGAUGUCAACCUCUUCACAGGGUGAUGUAGAUGUAGGUGGAUUUGAUGAACGAGAAAUCCUUCGUGAUGCCACCAAUUUGGAAGACUCUCUGUACAAACAGCCAGACAUCUCCAAUCACCAACCAGUAGAGGAGAAGGAAAAAACUCUUAAUGAAAAUGCAACAGAAAAAUCUAUUAAUAUGGAUGUGGACCUUGAAGCCCCUGUGACUGAUGAUGGAUUCGGAGGUGCUGUCGAUGGAGGAUUCAUGGAUGCAGAUGAUGAUGACGAUGAUGAUAAUGAUGAUGGUGGUUUUGGAGGAGGUGUUGAUCAGGAGUUCUUUGGUGACGAUUUCAUGAACUCCGGUGGUCUGUUUGAGGAUGCGCCUAUGGCUGAUGUUUCUAUGCCAGCACCAGUAGAAGUUGAGGGAGCCGUCCCAGAGAAAGCACCUGAACCAGUUGGAUCAGAAAGUAUACAGCCAGAAGCAGAACCAGCUCCGCCACAACAAACAACAGUGGUUGCAACAGAACAAACAACCCUCAUCAACAAUGAGGAAGAAGCAUUUGCUUUGCCUCCUCUUGAUGCCACUAUUGUACAAGGUGUUUCAGAAAAGAAGGGAAAGAGGAAGAGAAAACUCAUUGUUGAUGAACAGAAGGGCAUUCCUAGUGAAACCAUGAAACUACAAUUAUCAGAUACAUCUGAUGUGAUAUCAACACUUGAUUUGGCCCCUCCUACCAAAAAGCUUAUGCAUUGGAAAGAAACUGGUGGGGUUGAGAAGUUGUUUUCUCUUCCUGGUCGAACAAUCUCUUCCAGAGCUGCUUCAAAGCUUUUUGGGAGAAAUUUGAUCACAAGGCAAGUGAAGGAAGAGGAUUAUGAAGAUGAAGAAAAGAUAGUUCUUGAAUCUCCAGAAAUUGUUAGAGAGGAAGAUAAAUCCGUACACAAUAAAACAAAACCACGUGUGGAGGACAUCAGUACUAUUAUGGAAGAGCCUUCAGUACUUGAAGCCUCGAACAUUUCUGCACGAUCUCGGCGUAGUGAAAAACCUAGAACUCCCGCUCCUAUUCCGGAGCCAGAGAAAUCAACAGUUGAGGAACCAAUCAAUACAACUGAUAUUUUCUCCAAUACAUUUACUGAGGCUGUAGUGGACAUGCCUGCUGACCCUCUGGCCCUCAACCCACAGCUCGAUCCCUAUGACCAGGAUCCCCCAUCUAUAGCCCCAUUUUCUGUCCCUCCUCCUUCAGUGCCGCCUCCUUCUGUAGGACCACCACCAUCAGAACCACCUCCAAUGGCACCAACAUUCAGCAUAGAGGGUGAUUUGGAAACGGAGGCCAUGCCAGAAAAUGAGGAACAAGAAGAGUUAAGAUGGACAAAACGAACACAAAAAAUGCAGCAUUCUCUCGAGAUUGGUUUUCGUUAUAAAAACCCUCUUGGAUUUAAGGAGAUGUCUAGGAAUCUCAAUCGCAAGCAGGCUGCGGCCCGUUUCUAUACUCUACUUGUGUUAAAGAAAUAUCAGGCUGUUGAAGUUGACCAACCAGAGGAAUUUGGAGAUAUCUACAUCAGAAAGGGUCCUCAGUUUGGCGUCGCAUGUUGAGGGCAUUGUUUUCUGUUAAUAUGUUUUCAAAGUUUAUAUACUGCAACACUUCAAAUCCAUUAUGUGUGCAGACACUUGCAAUGGCAAAAUGAUCAUCAUUUCAUCAAGUCGCUGAAAUUAUCCAGAUGUUCUGUGAACUGUCUGAAUCAAUACAUUAAUGAUUAGAUUGUGGAUGUUGAUAUUAGGGACAUUAUAAGAUCUCCUUAAUGUCAAUGUAUUUCAUGUUAAAAUGUGUUCAGAUUUUUUAUGGGUAAAUUGAUCCAAGAACAUUCAUGUCAUGAAAAUUGGGGAACAAAUUUUAAAUCUCAAAAAAAUAGUGUUUUAUCAAUAUCUUGCUGAAUUUUAAUGAAAAAGUACACCUUUUUUUUUUGCAUAAAUUGUUUAUUUUAAUUGAUAAUACUGAGUCGCCUACAAGUUUGAUAUCUGGCGACAAGACUUUUUCAAAGAAAGAGUUUUGGUUUUUUGAUUUGAGUCAUUAAAAGUGAAUGAAUGAGAAAUAUACAGAGAUCAUACUAAAUUGUGCAAUGUCUAUGUUAUUCACUGUUUUAACGUUAACCCUAGCGGUUUAGUGAGAAUUAUAAUUAGAUUUUCUUUCCACAUUUACAAAGCUAGUUGAGGGGUAAGCUGCAAUACCAAAUACCUGAAUCGUGAUCCAUAAUAAAACAUCACCCCUUUACUGUUAUUAUACAAUCUAUCCCUUUUGGAAUAUUAGUAAUUGUUUUUAAACUAUUGAUAAUGAGGUCCAGGUUUUUAUUGAAGGAGAUUAUUAUAUUUCAGUAAUAUUCUUCUAUUUAAAAAAAAACAACAACAUGUUCUAAGUAAAUUGUAAAAGGGUUUUCAUUUGGAAAACUAAAGCUAUCUGUUUCCUGGUAUUGACAAGAAAAUUUAAGUAUUAUUUUCGUUAAUUGUCCAGUGUUCAUCUCUGUGUGUAGUUCAUCGUCAAUAAGUUGUAUAUAACAUCAAUCAUCCAGGGGUGUUUUGUAAUACAGGAGUAAAUACUUUUAUUGUCAGUUAAGAAUUUCACUGAAAAGGCAGCUUUUCUUUUAAUUGACACCUGAGUACACAAAACUAUCAUUUUAUACAAGUACCUGUACGCAUAUGAACAAAAUCUGAAUAUAAUAGUUCAAAGCUGUGUAAUACAUAUAUUUGUGUCUUAUUAAAGAAAAAGAUUUUCUGGUGAAUAGCAUUUAAAAUUGCUAUAAAUUUGAGGGACAUUUAGACGAGAAAUUCAAUAAAAAUUAGGUCAUUUUUGGAAUGUUUUCCUUUUGACAUUCAUAACAUGACGAUAAAGAUAGUGUUUAAUGUUGUGGUUGAUUUUGUCAAGAAAUAUAUAUUUUAUGCAUAAAAUUCAAGUUCCUUUAAAUUUCCUUUCCUUAUUUUAUAUAUUUUUUUUUUAGUCUUGAAUGGGAAUAAGCAGUGCUAUAAUGUCAAAUAAUAUUAUGGGCAUAUUUGAAAUUUGUAUCCAGCUUUAUUUCAGGGAAGGUCAUCUCUCAAAAUUUAUAAACAUGGAACUUUUAAUUAUUUAAAUUAUUGACAAGAUUGUAAAAUAUUGAAAUAUGUGUUUAUAUUAGAUUCCGCUUUGAUUUAAAUGUUGAAAAUCAUUGUUCUGAAUGUUGUAUAAAUGAUGAGAUUGUAAGGUCGUGUAAAAGUGGUAGAAGUAUUAGUUACUGUGGAAAUGACUGGGAUUAUUUUUAUAUGGGCUUAGCGGAAGUAACACAAUGGAUUUGUUUUAUUGCCGUUUUAGUUACAUGUGAAAUGAUGUUUUAUGUAAAUUUGUUAUGUAUGUAAAACUGGUUAUGUAUUUUCUCACAUCUUCAUCUUUUCUUUUUAGAAUCAUUCUUCAUUCUCGUAGCAUACGUUCAAUUUGUAUUAUAAUAAAAACUCAGUUGAAAUCUUAAAUAUAUAUAUAAA
Pecten maximus is the source of this 4657-nucleotide messenger RNA. Its product is annotated as double-strand-break repair protein rad21 homolog. Gene Ontology annotation, molecular function: chromatin binding; protein binding. Lineage: Eukaryota; Metazoa; Mollusca; Bivalvia; Pectinida; Pectinidae. Gene Ontology annotation, biological process: mitotic sister chromatid cohesion; synaptonemal complex assembly; replication-born double-strand break repair via sister chromatid exchange. The transcript is spliced from 13 exons. The record is from RefSeq and is a predicted model, not a curated record. Bases 224 to 2746 code for a protein of 840 amino acids. Gene Ontology annotation, cellular component: cohesin complex; synaptonemal complex.